AUGGACGGUUACAACAGUAACAUGAAUCAGCAGCAGCAUCAGCAGCAGCAGCAACAGCAACAACAACAACAGCAGCAACAGCAACAACAACCAAUGAUGGACAUGUCAAUGGACUCUUACAUGAAUAGUAUUGUCCAACAACAACAACAGCAACAACAGCAGCAACAGCAACAACAACCACAACAACAACAUCAAAUUCCACCAUUGCUCAUCCCACCCAACACAUUGAGCAACUCACUAAACACAUUCAACUCAAUAAUUGACGAUGGCAAUACAAAGAAGAGAAAGGUGAAGAACGACGACGGCACCUACACAGAGAUCAGCGUGUCGCCCGGCGGCCUGCAGAGCUCGGGCAGCUCCUACCUGAUGGACACAUUCCAGCAGCUGCAGCAACACCAGCAGCAGCUGACCGGCUUCCAGAACCAGUUCAACACCUCGCCCACUUCAUCAAACACACCCUCGUCCCCAUCCAACUCGGGCUCCUUCCAGCUGCCACAACCCCAGCAGCAGCAACAGCAACAGCCACAACAAAUCAUGUCCUCGACCUUGUAUCCCAUUCCACAGAUCUCGAUCACAACGACGGCCGCUGGCGGCAUGGGUAUGAUGAAUCCCAUGGGACUGUCGCCUCGCGGCGUGUCGCCCGGUCACUCGCCACAGCACUCGCCACUCGCCUCACCACAUCACUCGCCCGUACACUCGCCACUCAUGCACUCGGACAACUAUCUGUCGUUGGAGAACGAUGGCUCGGACCCGCUGUCGCCACUGAUCUCGUACGGCGAGCGCGACCCACCCUUCCAAUGGACACACUACCAGCAGGAGCAAUGGUACAGGACGAUGAACGCCAACGGCGAGGAGAUGCCCGUGCCCCAGCUGCAGAUCAUCGCUUCAAAGGGCUUCUCCUACGUCAACAGCUCGUGGGUCUACUGUCGCAGGAACCACUUCCAGCUCGACAUCACAGCCUCCUAUCCCAAGCACUUUGAUAACGGCAUGCCUACAUCGUCAUCUGUUGACCCAACACAGACUCCAUCCUACCUGAUCAUCGACGGCCAGAAGACCCCAAUCAACGGCCUGACACUCACAAUCAAGGGCAUCAAGAACCGCAUGGAGAAUGUGCAGCCCGAGCUCGAGGUCGAGCUGUUCCAGACCAACUCGAAGCGUGAGAAGCAGGGCGAGCAUGCACCCAAGCCCGUGGCCAUCCAGUUUGGAUCACUUGUCUCGAUACAGCGUCUGCACUUCAGAAAGGCCACACUGAACAAUGCACGCAGGAAUGGACAACCCAACCCACACCAAGAGUACAACCAGCUGGUCGUCUCGCUCUGGGGCCGCUGCAUGGCACAAGAGUACUGCAUAGUCUCUUACAUAUCGCCGGCACUAAUUGUGCGCACGGCCAUCAGCUCACCGUCAGUGUCGCCCGCCGCCACCGACCUCAGUCCCGCGCACACCCCCGCCGAGCCCAGCUCACCAUUCAAUACGCUCGGCUCCAACCUCUCCACCUAUCCCGACUUCUCCUCGAUGAGGCUGCAGUCGCCUGGACACUCCCCACGCCCCACGCUCACCCUGAGCAACAACCUGAUCCCGACAGCGUCAUCGACCACAAACAACCUGCAGCAAUCGGCGUCUGUCAGCAACAUCCCGGCCAGCUUCAACACCACCAAGCUGGGCGGAUGCGAGUGGACGCGAGGCGAGGCCGACAAGACCAUCAUUUACAACGGCAAGGUUGGCAUCAAUGUGGACAACCCGACGUUCGCGCUCUCGGUGCAGGGAACGAUCUAUGCCUCCGAGGGUGUCUACCAUCCUUCAGAUCUCCGAAUCAAAUACGAUGUCCAGGGUGUGGACAGCAAGCAGAAUCUCGACAAUGUAAAUAGAAUGAAGAUCUACGACUACAAGCUGCAUCCAGAGUGGAUGUUAAUGAAUGGAAUGGACCCAUACGACAACCAAGAUAGAGGUGUCAUCGCUCAAGAGUUAGGUGCCAUAUUACCACAAUCAAUCAAGACGAUUGGAAACAGAUAUAUAAAUGGAAGAGAAGUGGAGAACCUGUUAGUCAUCAAGAAUCAAGCGUUGAUAUUUGAGAACAUUGGUGCCACUCAAGAGCUGUCGAAGCAGGUCAAUUCACUAAAGAGCAAAGUGGAUCAAUACGAAGACAGAGUGCAGAGACUUGAGAAAUCAAGGAAGAGAUUUUUACUAUUGAUCGUUUUGCUUGCAUUCCUGUUUGUAAUCUUAUCAUACUUCAUGCUGGCCGCAUCAGGACGCCAUCAUGAUCGAGGCCACCUAAAAGGAAUGAAGAAUCAUAAGCACCACUAA
This is a messenger RNA of Acytostelium subglobosum LB1, 2301 nucleotides long. RefSeq lists its product as hypothetical. The record is from RefSeq and is a predicted model, not a curated record. Gene Ontology annotation, biological process: positive regulation of DNA-templated transcription; protein autoprocessing. Gene Ontology annotation, molecular function: sequence-specific DNA binding; DNA-binding transcription factor activity. The transcript has 3 exons. Lineage: Eukaryota; Evosea; Eumycetozoa; Acytosteliales; Acytosteliaceae. The coding region runs from base 1 to 2301 and encodes 766 amino acids. Gene Ontology annotation, cellular component: nucleus; endoplasmic reticulum membrane.